Molecule: messenger RNA, 1092 nt
Organism: Symbiodinium sp. CCMP2592
Lineage: Eukaryota; Dinophyceae; Suessiales; Symbiodiniaceae
Source: the annotation of a GenBank genome assembly
AUGUUUCGGUUUAUUACGGAUGCUUGGCAGUACGCCAGCACGGCGGAGGAUGGGCGUGAAUCUGAACAUUGGCCGAAAGCAUGGAAGGAAGGCAAUGAUAUUGCAGAUGCAAUGGCGGCAAGGGGAGCUCUAGGCAGGGUAUCACCACACUGUGCCCGAUGGCUCGAGAUGCUCCCUGACAACACGGAUCCGACACCUCGCGCACGGAGGAAUUUAGAGCAGGGGAUCUUGCCCAGCAUCAGCCGAUUUGCCGGGGACUGGGCGCGCAAGAACCAUGAGCGCUACUCUCAUGCGGAGGAAGCGCUAAGGGACAGGCUGAUUGGCUCCUUUUGGGCUGCAGCUUUAGCUUCGCCGACCUCCGCCCUCGUGACCGUGAUGCCCUCCGAUGGUGCUGAUAGGAAGCGAAAGCUGGACGAGCUGUCGCAACAAGUCAAGGAACUCCAAGAACACAGGGGCGAGACUGACCACACUAAGCUCGAACUACAGGCAGAACGGGAGACGGCUUACAGACACCUUCGUGUGGAGAGUUCUGCUGCCCUUGCUGACCUGUUUCAGCGGAUGGAGGCGGGGACCCUCCCCCGUAGCCAGCUGCGCUCCUCCGCCGCCACCGCCUUGGUGGAGGAAGUGUCAGCUACCUUGGCCCGCGCCCAGGACGAGACGGAGCUGCAGCGACUCGCAGGUGACCUCAGUAAAAGUAAGCGGGGUGUGCCCACCCGGCAGGCCCGAAUCGCGUCAGGGGAAGCUUUUGCCCCCCUGGCAGACUUGGGUCUGCUGGAGUGGGUGCAGCCGGCGGGGCGGGGGUGGAACCUACGGCUCCAGAACGGAGAGCCGAGCAGACUUCUGUUUGAAGGAGUGCGCAAGGAGCUCAACUGGGUUCUCUUCGUCUUGGGAAAGACAGGGGACGGCAACACACCGAGCUGCGUGCAGAUCUUCCCGGAUCGAGGCCCUGCUACGAGGCGGCAUGAGAAAGGAAGGAAGGGUGGAGGUAAAAGCAAGGGGACCAAAGGAGGGAAAGGAAAAGGGAAAACUGAUACUGGCGGGGGACGAGGGGACGGCGGCGGCGGCGAACCGGCCAUGGCGGCGCGACCGUAA